Coregonus sp. 'balchen' is the source of this 25695-nucleotide messenger RNA. The record is from the annotation of a GenBank genome assembly. NCBI's taxonomy places the organism in Eukaryota, Metazoa, Chordata, Actinopteri, Salmoniformes, Salmonidae.
GGUACUCUGAGGAGGAGAUCAGGCAGAAGGUCGGCACCUUCAGACAGAUGCUGAUGGAGAAAGAGGGGGUGAUCACCAGAGAGGGAGCGCACACACGCCCACCGUAAGUCACACUCUCUUCCGUAUCUCUCUGUUGCUCUCUCUUUCUCUAUAUAUCUGUCUCUGUUACCACGCUUUCUCUCUCUCUCUCUCUCUCCCUUCUUCACACACACACAAACACACACACGCCAACCCACAUCAUAUCUCUACAUGUAUUUUCAGUUAAAUAUCCCCUCUGGCCCUUCCCUAUGUCCCCAUGCAUCAAUUGAAAUAGAAUAUGAGCCAGAUGGUUAUCACUGACUACUAGGUCUGUCAUCAUCUUUGUGUGUUGUCCUCCUCUGUGUGAGCUAGUCAGCCGGUAUCUGUUUAGGGACUCCAGUCCCAUCUCAGAGCACCCUUCCUCUUUUAUAGGCCUAUCAGAUCAGGAUCUCCAGUCCUGUCGUCCCGCCACAGAGCUAAUGAUCUGUAAUGGUUCUGAUGCCCCGUAUCAUCACAGAGGGCUGACUAAUGACUGUCUCUCCCUGGCAUGCAUUGUCUCCCUGGCAUGCAUUGUCUCCCUGGCAUGCAUUGUCACCUUGGCUGUGAGCUGACGUUUGCCUAUGCAUCAACUCUUACAGAGGGGGGGAGGGAAGGAACUUGUGGUGGAAACUCGUCUCUCAGAUGUGAAUUUGGCCCUGUUCCUGAGGCAUGGACAUAGUUCUCCCUUCUGCGGCAUUCAGAGCUCAGGAAAGCCUCGUUGUGGAAAAUUGAGACAGGAGGGUAGCAAUUAGCAAAAUAGUUGCUCCUUUGAGCCAAGUUUACUGACUCUCUGUGUUUUCUCACACACACAUUUUAGUCAUUUAGCAGACGCUCUUAUCCAGAGCGACUUACAGUAGUGAGUGCAUACAUUUUCAUAUUUGUUCAUACUGAUCCCCCGUGGGAAUCAAACCCACAACCCUGGCGUUGCAAGUGCCAUGCUUUACCAACUGAGCCACAACACGAACACACACACACACACACAGACACACACACUCUGAAUGAGCCAGGGCUUUUGGUCAGUUAUCAUUUUCAGCCAUAAUAUAAAUUAAAUCCGGAGGUACUUUAUAACUUCCUCCUGUGGUUUCCAUGGGGAUAAGGAGCAGUAGAGUGCAGUAGCAGCAAUUUGCUUGUCUGUUGUUUCAUGCAGGACCAGCAGAAUGCUUCUGCUCCCAUAGGCCAUAAUGUCUGCUCUUCAUUGAACAAUCAUGAUCAGAGCCCAGCAAAAAGCCUUCCUCAUUAGUGAUUCUGACCAGGAAGAACACGCACAGAUUCUGCAGAACAAGCAAUAACUACCACCACUUGACAGUCUUUAUCCCUACUGCCAAGUGUUCCUCAUAUCUCAGUUCCAACAUGCUCCUCCAUUGAUUUCAGCCUGAGCUCAGGGGAUGGUAGGAUAGGAACAUCUCUCUCUCUCUCUCUCUCUCUCUCUCUCUCUCUCUCUCUCUCUCUCUCUCUCUCUCGCUCUCGCUCUCGCUCUCGCUCUCUCGCUCUCUCUCUCUCUCUCUCUGCUUGUGUGUCUGUUUGUUUUGUAUGUAAUGUGCAAUAUCUAUGUAGGCUGAAUUCUUAUAUACUCUUAUAUAUGUUUGUCAUAUUUUUGCUGUUGGGAAGAGAAUAGGAUGUUAUGCAGAACAAUCUGUUGGUAGGACAAGGGUAUGUAUGUUUGUGCACAUGGAAGUCAGUGAUUUAUGUUUACUAUAGGUUAAUGAGGUAAUACAAAUGUGAUGUGACUAAAAUGUGACUAAAAUGAAAGGGCAUUUGGUUUACUAAAAUGGCCCACAGUUUUCGUCAUUUUGACAAUAACUAGACUAAAUCAUUAUUCAAAUGACAAAAAUGUGACUAAGACAUAAUACUAUUUUAGUGAAAUGACUAAGACUAGACAAAAAACUAAAAGAGUGCCAAAAUUAACACUGCUUCAGAGACCCUAAAAUGGUUCCCCUAUGGCAGGGGUGUCAAACUCCAAGGAGGGCAGAGUCUCUGCGGGUUUUUGGUUUUUCCUUUCAAUUAAGACCUAGACAACCAGGUGAGGGUAGUUCCUUACUAUACUGAACAAAAAUAUAAACGCAACAAUUUCAACGAUUUUACGGAGUUACAGUUCAUAUAAGGAAAUCAAUCAAUUGAAAUAAAUAAAUUAGGCCCUAAUCUAUGGAUUUCACAUGACUGGGCAGGGGCGCAGCCAUGGGUGGACCUUGGAGGGCAUAGGCCCACCCACUUUAUUUUUAUUUAUUUAUUUCACCUUUAUUUAACCAGGUAAGCCAGUUGAGAACAAGUUCUCAUUUACAACUGCGACCUGGCCAAGAUAAAGCAAAGCAGUGCGAUAAAAACAACAACACAGAGUUACAAAUGGGGUAAAAAAAACAUAAAGUCAAAAAAUAUAACAGAAAAUAUAUAUAUACAGUGUGUGCAAAUGUAGCAAGUUAUGGAGGUAAGGCAAUAAAUAGGCUAUAGUGCAAAAUAAUUACAAUUACUAUUAACACUGGAAUGCUAGAUGUGCAAUUGGGAGCCAGGCCCACCCACUGGGGAGCCAGGCCCAGCCAAUCAGAAUAUGAUUUUCCCCACAAAAGGGCUUUAUUACAGACAUAAAUAUUCCUCAGUUUCAUCAGCUGUCUGGUUGGCUGGUCUCAGACGAUCCCACAGGUGAAGAAGCCAGAUGUGGAGGUCCUGGGCUGGCGUGAUUACACGUGGUCUGUGGUUGUGAGGCUGGUUGGACGUACUGCCAAAUUCUCUAAAACGACGUUGGAGGCAGCUUAUGGUAGAGAAAUUAACAUUAAAUUAUCUGGCAACAGCUCUGGUGGACAUUCUUGCAGUCAGCAUGCCAAUUGCAUGCUCCCUCAAAACUUGAGACAUCUGUGGCAUUGUGUUGUGUGACAAAACUGCAGAUUUUAGAGUGGCCUUUUAUUGUCCCCAGCACAAGGUGCACCUGUGUAAUGAUCAUGCUGUUUAAUCAGCUUCUUGAUAUGCCACGCCUGUCAGGUGGAUGGAUUAUCUUGGCAAAGGAGAAAUGCUCACUAAUAGGGAUGUAAAUCUUUUUGUGCGAAUGGAACAUUUCUGGGAUCUUUUAUUUCAGCUCAUGAAACCUGCGACCAACACUUUACAUGUUGUGUUUAUAUUUUUGUUCAGUAUAAUUAGUGACCUUAAUUCAUCAAUCAAGUACAAGGGUGGAGCGAAAACCCACAGACACUCGGCCCUCUGUGGAAUGAGUUUGACACCCCUGCCCUAUGGCAUCGUUCUCAAGAACCUUAUUUGGUUCCAACUUGCACCUUUAUUUUUUAUUGUACAUUGAAAACCCAGAGCAUCCAUCCCCAUUCUUCUUAACUCUGAUGUUGAACUCUCUCUAACACCAACACUACUUAAUAAUCACAGCUGUUUGUCUAUUUCCAUCCCCUUCAGCUUUCAAGGGUGUUCUUGUUUUCACUGAUUUGAAACCUCUUCAGAUGAUUUCAGGCUUAAAAUGAUCAUACCUGUCUAACUAAAUUAGACCAGGGCAUGCAUCUAUCUCUAAGGUGUGUGGUGUGUGUGGUUAUUUCAUAUUUGGUUGUUAUGCGUUACCGUAUUGUGCUCAGCGGUGCUCAGACAAUUAACAGGUUUGCUGCCCUCCUCUCCUAAACGAGCAUAGCUACGAAAGGGACCCCUCACCCCUUCAUUGCAAAAAAAAUACAAAUGUUUUAAUUGUCACAAACACAGGAUAGGUGCAGGGAUAUAUGUUGUUUUACAGGGUCAGCCAUAGUAGUAGGGUUAAGUUCCUUGCUCAAGGACACAUCGACAGAUUUUUCACUUCGUCAGUAUUCGAACCAGUGACCGUUCAGUUACUGUCCCGAUGCUCUAACCACUAGGCUACCUGCCGCCUCAACUGCCUCAACCUGCCGCCUCAACCCCUCACACACAAACAAUUGUGACAAGAUUAUUAAUAAGAAAGAUUCAAACAUGUUUCAACUCACAAAUGUAAUGGAAUGUUGCUAUAUGUUCCCGCUUCAUAGCUUAUGUAAUAGCCUAACAUGAACGAACAGGUCAAUUCAUUUUUUACAUUUACCUAAUUAACGUAGACCCAAUAAACAAUGUUAUAAAGUGGUUCAUGUGUUGUGUUUAUAUACAGGCAUUAUAAACCCCCACCUUGACAGAUGAUAAACAGUGCAGGGGUCCAUUUAUUACAGUGGAUAUUAUAUUGUGGAGUGAAUUCCAUUAACACAGCUGUUUGGAAUUGAAUGAAUCAGACGUUCACGUGUUGUUGUAAUAAAUAAACUUGGUUGAAUGGUAAUUUUUAUAAUAAUAAAAUAAACACAUGUUCAUGCGUUCACACGUUCAACGGUUAAUUUAUGGCAUUUAUCACCCCUCAUAUGCGUGUGUGUACAGUUGAAGUCGGAAGUUUACAUACACUUAGGUUGGAGUCAUUAAAACUCGUUUUUCAACCACUCCACACAUUUCUGGUUAACAAACUAUAGUUUUGUCAAGUCGGUUAGGGCAUCUACUUUGUGCAUGACACAAGUCAUUUUUCCAACAAUUGUUUACAGACAGAUUAUUUCACUUAUAAUUCACUGUAUCACAAUUCCAAUGGGUCAGAAGUUUACAUACACUAAGUUGACUGUGCCUUUAAACAGUUUGGAAAAUUCCAGAAAAUGAUGUCAUGGGCUUUAUAAGCUUCUUGACAUCAUUUGAGUCAAUUGGAGGUGUACCUGUGGAUGUAUUUCAAGGCCUACCUUCAAACUCACUGCCCCUUUGCUUGACAUCAUGGGAAAAUCAAAAUAAAUCAGCCAAGACCUCAUAACAAGAAUUGUAGACCUCCACAAGUCUGGUUCAUGCUUGGGAGCAAUUUCCAAAUGCCUGAAGGUACCGCCAUAAAAAAGCCAGACUACGGUUUGCAACUGCACAUGGGGACAAAGAUUGUACUUUUUUGAGAAAAGUCCUCUGGUCUGUCCUCUGGUCUGGUGAAACAAAAAUAGAACUGUUGUUUGGCCAUAAUGACCAUCGUUAUGUUUGGAGGAAAAAGGGGAACGCUUGCAAGCCGAAGAACACCAUCCCAACCGUGAAGCAUGGGGGUGGCAGCAUCAUGCUGUGGGGGUGCUUUGCUGAAGGAGGGACUGGUGCACUUCACAAAAAAUUCAACCAACUUAUUGUGGGAAGCGUGUGGAAGGCUUCCCGAAGUGUUUGACCCAAGUUAAACAAUUUAAAGGCAAUGCUACCAAAUACGAAUUGAGUAUAUGUAAACUUCUGACCCACUGGGAAUGUGAUUAAAUAAAUAAAAACUGAAAUAAAUCAUUCUCUCUACAAUUAUUCUGACAUUUCACAUUCUUAAUAUAAAGUGGUGAUCCUAACUGACCUAAGACAGGGAAUUUUUACUAGGAUGAAAUGUCAGGAAUUGUGAAAAACUGAGUUUAAAUGUAUUUGGCUAAGGUGUAUGUAAACCUCCGACUUCAACUGUAGGUGUGUGUGUGUUCCUGGAGCAUAUCCCCCCUCUCUCUGUGUGGGUGUACUGUUUUGGACAGAUGUGAUGGAUCACUAGAGGGCUCAUGGUACAGGCUAGGAAGGGAAAUGGAUGGGGGGAGUAGGCGUACAACACAGACAUCUGCAUGUGUGAGUGGGAGAGAUGGCGUUUGUUUUGAAUAUAGGGUUUAUUUUUGGAGUCGUUCUGAGCCGCAUGCAGCCGCAGCGUUCCUCAGUUCUUGUCCUUUUUACCACACAUACAUCCACUUCCUGGUCCCUGGUCUCCCGUUGGCUGCUUCCAGUGACCUCUGACCUCUGACCUGUGUUUUCCCUGUAGGGUCAAACACAUGGUCCAUGGAGAGCAUGGUGAGGAGGAGACCGACCCAGCCCUGGCUGAAGGUUACCAGGAGGACGGAGACUGCCAUGGAGACUACUAUGAUAAAGACGGUUAUAGGUAUGGAACAACCACACGUAUUCUCACUCAUACACACACAUGUAUAGUACACACACACACUUACAUUUGCAUGUACGCACACACACAAAAACACAAUCACACACACACACUCGCUGACCAAAACCUGAUAUAGUUCCAUUUCAGCCGGGCUGGCGAAAUGUACCUCCAUUUUCACUUUCAAAGGGGUGUAUUAAAUACAAAGUAACCUUUUACACUCUAGAGAAGCUAUAUGCGUUUUUCCUAAAGUCUACUGAUUACAAUAAUACAUAAUAUGAUAUUAUUUACUGUGCCUGUCCCAUACACUGCUCCUACACAGCACAUGUGUGCCACAGAUAGGAGAGCAGAGGUGGGUGGCCUGCCAGUACAGGAGCUUACCUCCAAGCCCUCCAGAGAGGAUGUAGUCCAUGCUGUCAGCGAUUAAGGUCUGCGGUACACACACACACACACACAGAAACUCUUGAGAGAGAAAUCGAAUCAACCUCUACCUCAUCCUCUCCAUGUGGCCUUUGACGUUUCACAUACACUAUAUAUACAAAAGUAUGUGGACACCCCUUCAUAUUAGUGGAUGCGGCUAUCUCAGCCACACCCGUUGUUGACAGGUGUAUAAAAUCGAGCACACAGCCAUGCAAUCUCCAUAGACAAACAGUGGCAGUAGAAUGGCCUCACUGAAGAGCUCAGUGACUUUCAACGUGGCACUGUCAUAGGAUGCCACCUUUCCAACAAGUCAGUUCGUCAGAUUUCUGCCCUGCUAGAGCUGCCCCGGUCAACUGUAAGUGCUGUUACUGUGAAGUGAAACUUCUAGGAGCAACAACGGCUCAGCCGCAAAGUGGUAGUCCACACAAGCUCACAGAACGGGACCGGCGAAUGCUGAAGAAAAAUCUUCUGUCCUCGGGUUGCAACACUCACUACCGAGUUCCAAACUGACUCUGGAAGCAACGUCAGCACAAUAACUGUUCGUCGGGAGCUUCAUGAAAUGUGUUUCCAUGGCCGAGCAGCCGCACACAAGCCUAAGAUCACCAUGCUCAAUGCCAAGCGUUGGCUAGAGUAGUGUAAAGCUCGCCGCUAUUGGAAUCUGGAGCAGUGGAAACGCGUUCUCUGGAGUGAUGAAUCACGCAUCGCCAUCUGGUAGUCCGAUUGACAAAUCUGGGUUUGGCGGAUGCCAGGAAAACGCUACCUGCCCUAAUGCAUAGUGCCAACUGUAAAGUUUGGUGGAGGAGGAAUAAUGGUCUGGGGCUGUUUUUCAUAGUUCGGGCUAGGCCCCUUAGUUCCAGUGAAGGGACAUUUUAACGCUACAGCAUACAAUUACAUUCUAGACGAUUCUGUGCAACCAACUUUGUUGCAACAGUUUGGGGAAGGCCCUUUCCUGUUUCAGCAUGACAAUGCCCCCGUGCACAAAGCAAGGUCCAUACAGAAAUGGUUUGUUGAGAUCGGUGUGGAAGAACUUGACUGGCCUGCACAGAGCCCUGACCUCAACCCCAUCAAAUACCUUUGGAAUGAAUUGGAACGCUGACUGUGAGCCAGGCCUAAUCGGCCAACAUCAGUGCCCGACCUCACUAAUGCUCUUGUGACUGAAUGGAAGCUAGUCCCCGCAACAAUGUUCCAACAUCUAGUGGAAAGCCUUCCCAGAAGAGUGGAGGCUGUUAUAGCAGCAAAGGGGGGACCAACUCCACAUGAAUGCCCAUGAUUUUGGAAUGAGAUGUCCACAUACUUUUGGUCAUGUAGUGUAUAUGCAGAUUAGAUACAGUUGAAGAGGGGUCUUCAGACCAAGUGUCAUAGCCUUCAGAAUGCACACACACACACACUGAGUACAGGGCAUUCUGACAUACACUACACUACAUUGUUGUUUGUCUUUUGAAGUAUAGCCAAUACACCAGGGAUUAAUUAGAUUGUAUUAUCAGAAUGAGAUUUUCCCAGAAAGUAAUAAUUGUAUGCCAGAUUGCCAUAGGCAGUAUGAAGUAUGGAUUGUUACAGCACUCAGAGGAAAUUAAGCUUGCUCCCCUGGAAAAUAUCUUGCCUGUAGCUGAUCAAUGUAUUUGUGACUGAAGAUUACUGUAAUGACAAACGCUUGUAUGUUUCACUCACUGAACACCUUCCCCCCAACUCUGUAAUUUCUAUUUUUUCUCUCUCUCUGCUACCAUAGAAUGACGAGGAAAUCUAGCAGCUCUCCAUCUCCUCAACCAAAGAAGAGGAAGAAGAAGAAAUCUGGACGCAGAAGGAGUCGGUCAGUGGCCUCACUAGAUGAAUCAUUGCAUAUGUAUUGUGUGUGUGUGUAUUCCAUUUAAAGACGAAGAUGGGCAGGGACAUGGACACCGAUGUGAUGGUAGAUACCGAUUGGAAUUGAAAAAGAGUAAGUGAGCAAGAGAGUGGUCUGGAUGACAGACAGAGAGAGAGAGAGAGGCAGUGCUACAGAUGAAAGCGAGCGCGAGAGACCGACUGUAGGGAGAGAAGGAUACAGGUGAAUCGAGACUCGUACAACACAUAGAAAUCUCUGGCCGCUCUCAAGGACUCUUGGUGAGGAGAACUGGCAAAGUUACUAGAGGAAAUGUAAAGAAUAGAAUGGAGGGCUGGGUUCAUUGUUCUCUUAGACAGUACAGACAAUUCGCUGAAGAAAUAAUGUAUGAGUGGCCCUGCUAUAUCAUUAAUAAUGGCAAGGUUAGAGGUGUGCUUUGCUACAUUUUCUUAACAAUCUAUAAGCUUUAUUGUGUAGGACUGCUCUUCUUUCACUCUCUUCAUCUCCUUCUUUCUCUCUCUCUGUCUCUCUCUCUCUUUCUCCAUCCUUCCCUCCCUCUGUGCUGUCUCUCUCUCUCCUCUCUUUCUCUCUCUUUCUCCAUCCUUCCCUCCCUCUGUGCUGUCUCUCUCUCUCUCUCUCUUUCUCUCUCUUUCUCCAUCCUUCCCUCCCUCUGUGCUGUCUCUCUCUCUCUCUCUCUCUCUUUCUCUCUCUUUCUCCAUCCUUCCCUCCCUCUGAGCUGUCUCUCUCUCUCUCUCUCUUUCUCUCUUUCUCCAUCCUUCCCUCCCUCUGAGCUGUCUCUCUCUCCCCAUGUUUCCCCCAGGUUCGACAGCUCCUCUCCCUCCCGCAGAGAGAAGAAGAAGAAAAGUGGAAAGAAACACAAGCGAGACAGGUGUGUGUGUGCGCGUGUCUGCGCUUUUCAUGAACAUUCAUCCUCUAGGUUACUCAUAGAAUGUGAGCAUACCCUGAUGCUUUUCAGCCUGUUUUCAUAACAGGGGAAGGUGAUCAACUGAGGGACUAAAAAACAACAACAUAUUACCCCAAGGACACUUCACAGCAUAACUAUCCCAUAAAAAGAAAGAGGAUCACUCAGAAAUGCCCAUGUUUCACCAAACUCGAGCUCUGCCGUUACUUAGUACUGUACUUUCACCACUCACUGUCCUAUAGGCCCAAAUAGUACAGGAACCACAAAUAAGCUAUGUUUUCUAGAAAACAACAGACUAUAUGUGACGACUUGGUCUUAUGUAGAAACAUUUGAAAUUGUGAUUUUUACAUUGGAUAAAAGUCGAGACUCAGAGCUAGAAAAUUGUAUAUCGUACACUACAGUUGAGGAACAAUGGGAAAGUAAUUCUGCUUUGAAUGUUGAUAAACUUGUAACCUCACCUUUGAGAAAAUGGACCUUGAAUGUUUCGGUAAACCUACCGGAGAGCUCUUCUUUGUCUACACCCAUUCAGCAUUGUUCACACCCUCUUAAGCCUUAGCCCCACCCAUCUAAGGAUUCACAUGUGAGGCCAUGUACUAAACAACCAAAGAUUUCAAGACUAAAGGCUGGUUUAUACUACGUCUAUCGACAGUUGUCGCAGUGACAUCAUGAACAUUCUAUUGUUGUCCGACAUCAAACUUGUCAUUGUCGUUAUGAAAAAGUAUAAACACAAAAACUACAGACUGCAUGACAUCAGCAACCAGGUGGUCCAAAAUAGCAUAACUAGUGUAUUUUAACACCAAUAAACCCACCCGUUUAAAAAAAUGUAUUUAGUAUAUGUCAAUCUAGCAAACCAGACAACUAAAAGCAACUUUCUAAACAAUGUUUUGGUUCGUUUCUAGCUUGUUAGCUAGAUAGCUAAUGUUAAGUUAGCUGGCUAGCCAGUUCAAAUAAUGACCAUAUCAUAUAGCUGACAACGUCUUCACUUUAGCUCAUUUGUCUUCAUUAUUACAGGAAAAUAAUCUCACAACAAGAUCAUUAUUUACAAGUUAAUAGUGAGCCAAUAACAGAAAAUAGCUUACGGUUGUGAGUGUGACUAACUAAAAGCAGGGCAUUCUACCGGAUCAUUUUUGAACUUGGACACUGUCUCAUUGACCUAACGUUAUAUCCUAAUUUGACUUUGGUGCAGGUCAUGUUCUUCACAUUACCGUCUCUGGUAAACACAUACUAUAUCAAAUAAAAUCAACGUUUAUUUGUCACAUGCACAGGAUACAGAAGGUGUAGUGAAAUGGUUACUUGCAUAGUGGAGUCUUUUGUUUAGACAUGUAGCUAGCUAGCUAGCUAGCUAAACAAUUAACCAUAAUCCCAACUCAUAACGUUACUACCCUGCAUGAAUCUGCAGGUAGCUAACCAACCAGGUUCAAUGUUAGCUAGCUAGCUAACAUUGGGCUAUAACUCGCAAUGCAAAUGGCUCUGAGAUACGAAUAAUAUUAGUACACAGAUCAUACACGUAAUAAUAGCUAGCAAGCCAGCCAGCUAACGUUAGCUAGCUACAGUGAGGGAAAAAAGUAUUUGAUCCCCUGCUGAUUUUGUACGUUUGCCCACUGACACAUUUUAAUGGUAGGUUUAUUUGAACAGUGAGAGACAGAAUAACAACAAAAAGAUCCAGAAAAACGCAUGUCAAAAAUGUUAUCAAUUGAUUUUCAUUUUAAUGAGGGAAAUAAGUAUUUGACCCCUCUGCAAAACAUGACUUAGUACUUGGUGGCAAAACCCUUGCUGGCAAUCACAGAGGUCAGACGUUUCUUGUAGUUGGCCACCAGGUUUGCACACAUCUCAGGAGGGAUUUUGUUCCACUCCUCUUUGCAGAUCUUCUCCAAGUCAUUAAUGUUUCGAGGCUGACGUUUGGCAACUCGAACCUUCAGCUCCCUCCACAGAUUUUCAAUGGGAUUAAGGUCUGGAGACUGGCUUGGCCACUCCAGGACCUUAAUGUGCUUCUUCUUGAGCCACUCCUUUGUUGCCUUGGCCGUGUGUUUUGGGUCAUUGUCAUGCUGGAAUACCCAUCCACGACUCAUUUACAAUGCCCUGGCUGAGGGAAGGAGGUUCUCACCCAAGAUUUGACGGUACAUGGCCCCGUCCAUCGUCCCUUUGAUGCGGUGAAGUUGUCCUGUCCACUUAGCAGAAAAACACCCCCAAAGCAUAAUGUUUUCACCUCCAUGUUUGACGGUGGGGAUGGUGUUCUUGGGGUCAUAGGCAGCAUUCCUCCUCCUCCAAACACGGCGAGUUGAGUUGAUGCCAAAGAGCUCGAUUUUGGUCUCAUCUGACCACAACACUUUCACCCAGUUCUCCUCUGAAUGAUUCAGAUGUUCAUUGGCAAACUUCAGACGGCCCUGUAUAUGUGCUUUGUUGAGCAGGGGGACCUUGCGAGCGCUGCAGGAUUUCAGUCCUUCACGGCAUAGUGUGUUACCAAUUGUUUUCUUGGUGACUAUGGUCCCAGCUGCCUUGAUCAUUGACAAGAUCCUUCCGUGUAGUUCUGGGCUGAUUCCUCACCGUUCUCAUGAUCAUUGCAACUCCACAAGAUGAGAUCUUGCAUGGAGCCCCAGGCCGAGGGAGAUUGACAGUUCUUUUGUGUUUAUUCCAUUUGCGAAUAAUUGCAUCAACUGUUGUCACCUUCUCACCAAGCUGCUUGGCGAUGGUCUUGUAGCCCAUUCCAGCCUUAUGUAGGUCUACAAUCUUGUCCCUGACAUCCUUGGAGAGCUCUUUGGUCUUGGCCAUGGUGGAGAGUUUGGAAUCUGAUUAAUUGAUUGCUUCUGUGGACAGGUGUCUUUUAUACAGGUAACAAACUGAGAUUAGGAGCACUCCCUUUAAGAGUGUGCUCCUAAUCUCAGCUCGUUACCUGUAUAAAAGACACCUGGGAGCCAGAAAUCUUUCUGAUUGAGAGGGGGUCAAAUACUUAUUUCCCUCAUUAAAAUGCAAAUCAAUUUAAAACAUUUUUGACAUGCAUUUUUCUGGAUUUUUUUCUUGUUAUUCUGUCUCUCACUGUUAAAAUAAACCUACCAUUUAAAUUAUAGACUGAUCAUUUCUUUGUCAGUGGGCAAAUGUACCAAAUCAAUUAGGGGAUCAAAUACUUUUUUCCCUCACUGUAGCUAACAGUAUGCUUUAACUUGAAUUGAAAUGACAAAAUUAGAAAUGUAUAAUAUCUGAAAAUGUAGCUAGCUAGACUCUCUUACUCGUAUACAUGGAUGGACGCUUCUCCCUCUCUGUCACGGAUGCCAUGGUUGCCCUUAGUUUGAAAAUGUAAUCCUGAGACAGGUGUUUUAUACAACAGCCUUCUGUGUCUUCUCUUUUCGACUCCGUCUGCAUAUUUGCAAUGAAACAACAUAAUUUUCUCCAUCUCCUUAGCUAUCAUACUCUAAUUCCACCGGGCAUUCCACUGAUUUCAAAACUCGGCCCUCCAGAAAGUGGAGAGCAACACUUUUGCAGUUCUACUGUGUGAUAUCUUUUAAAAUAUCAGGGUUAGAAAGGAUUACCUACACAUACUGACCAGCUCAUGUUAUAGACAGAAGCGUGCUAUAUGGCAGACCAAACCGAACUCAUCUCUCGGCAUGUCCAUUCCAUCCAUUAUCUCAGCCAAUCAUUGCUAGCGGGAAGGUUCCUGUCUUUUUCCGUGGCUAAACCAACCAGGCUCGUAAAUACUUAACAAUUGUAUUAGUAUUUACAGAUGGCAUACACGUUUUGAAAUUUCACAUGUUCCAGAAGGCAUUUCUGCCAAAAAACUGAUUUUGAUUUUUAAAACGUUUACGUUCAAAUGCCUCUCCUGUGAAGUAGUGACGCACGACAUACACCUAGUUUCCUGAAACAAGUAAUCUAUUAUUGAUAAGGAUAUUGAGACGCAAAGUGAGAAGGAGGAUAUUGGAGAGGAUAUUCUUCCAGCGCAUUAAUUCAUUAUGGAUGAUGUUUAAUAAAACCUUGAAAAAAUGUUGCUUAUACUUUUCUUAAAGCAAUAAUUAUAGUGUCAGCACAAAAUGAAAAAGAGAAUGGAGAGAGAGAGAAUGAGAAAGAGAGUUCAGCAGAGAAUAAUACUGCUUCGCCCAGGGAUAUCAUAAGGACAAUAAGCAAUUCUAAAGAGCGCAUCCCUCCUCCCUUUUUUAUCUCUCACUCUUUCUCUCUCCUUCUCUAUUUCUCUCUCCCUAUCUCUCUCUCUCUCUCUCUCUCUCUUUAAUUAUCUCUGUCUUGUGGGGGCUAAACUCAUCCUUCUAAUAACCAAGCCUGUAUGAGAGCCGCAAAAUAAGAAAAAUGAGCCUCUCACCAAAUUGCAGAUCAUCGCUGUGCUGCCCCCCCCCCCCCCCCCCCCCCACACAAAACACACACACCCAACACCCCUACCCUCCUCACACUUAUAAAACUAUCCUCCUCCCCCUCUCUCCCCCCUUUAGCUUCUCUCUCUCCCCUCCUCAGAUUUCUCCAAACAUCCACUGCAUUGCAGGUAUUGUCUACACAUGAAUAAUGUAUGGUUAGAGAGAUAGGAGGAGAAGAAGGAGGUGGGUGCGUCCCUAGAGUUAGGUAGCCUCCUGUGAUAUGCUCUAUUGUGUGUGCCUGUUGGGGCAUUGGAGGAGGCGGUGGAGGGGGAGUGGAGCUUUUUGCGAUGCAGUUGUAACAAUCUGAACCGUAAGCUGCUAUGGUGUCCACACAACUCACUAUGUAACCACAGAAGAUUACGUUUUCUUUGGUUUGGGCUCCCGUUUGAAGUAUAGCAUAGGAGAAUAUUUCACCAAUUAGGAGAAACAGAGGGAGGAGAGCGAUGGAGGAGGGAGAGGAGAGGGUUAAUAAUGUAGGAUUCUAAGACUUGAUGGUAUGAAGAUAGUCAAGAACAAAAAAGACAAAGACUUGAAACCAAGUUCAGGAUAUUUAAUAAUGACUGGUCGUGGAAAAGAGCACUACAAACAUAGGCUUUUGUCUGAACACACUAUAUACAGAGGAGGCUCUCCCUCCUUACAUCCUGAGGCUAACCCAACUUAAACAGGGAAUAGGGUGCCAUUUGGGACACAGCCAUGGUCUCAUAAGCUAGACGCCACAGCACUUCUUCACUGGCCCUAUAUCACUCCGACAGCUUUAUUGGUCUCUUUCUCUUCACUAGCACAGACCAGGAUGAAUGAACCUGACAUGGUUUUUGUGUUCCUCUCUCCUUGUGCUACAUGUGCCCAGGUGUAUUAGAUGUUUGUGUCUGUGUCCACAUAAGGGGAAUACAGUGUUGUGUAAAAAGAGGGAAAAGAAGAGCUCUUGUCGUCCAGUCUGACUAAUCACCGUGGCAACGGUAGUGUGAACGUACAAAGGACUUUGAAGUACUGUAUGUAGUCAGUCAAGCAUUGAGGAACGCGUCUAUAUCCCCUCAAUAAGGUCUAGAGAGAUGGUCAGGCUAACUGGAGUUCAGUGUGUGUGUAACAGAGGUUUAAUCAUUCGAAUAAAAAUAAUAUAUGCCGUUUAGCAGACGCUUUUAUCCAAAGCGACUUACAGUCAUGCGGGCAUGCAUUUUAUGUACGGGUGGUCCUGGAAAUUGAACCCACUAUCCUGACAUUGUAAGCACCAUGCUCUACCAACUGAGCUACAGAUGACUCAGGUUUCACCCUCUCUCUUUCUCUGUAGGUCGACGUCUGGUUCCAGGAGAAAGAGGAGAUACAGGUGGGUAUGCAGAUCAAUAAAGUACUCUAUGUACUGUAUAUUCCACAUCACAUAGGCAUUACAGUCAGGGAUACUAGGUCAAUGCCUGCUUGUUACAGUGCACGUACCUUGUUACCUGUUUAAAGAAGAUGCAUCAAUGUGUUUCCCUUUUCAGAUCGGGUAGCCCAAAGAACAAACAGAAAGACAAGAACAAAACCAGAAAGAGGUAAUGAGGUCCCCUUUUUAAAAAUAAUCUAACAAUAAUGGACACUGAACUGAGAAGAUGUUAGAUGUUCCGCAGACUUAAGUAUAAUCUUUGACAGAAACAUACAGUAUCUAAAUAAAUUGAUACAUGCCACAAGCUUGAAUGGUGUCAGUCUUGUUUAAUUGAAAACUCUGUUGUGUACGUGUACAUUUACGUGCAUGUGUGUGUGUGUGCUCGUGUGUGUGUGUGUGCGUGCAUCCGCCUGUCCGAAUGUUUUUGUUUGUGUGUGUGCUUGCGGGCGUGUGCGCGUCUGUACGUGUGGGUGCGUGUGUGUGUGCGCCGUUUUUGUGUGUGUGUGUGUGUGUGUGUGUGUGUGUGUGUUUCCCACAGGUCCCCAGUAGAGUCCCCCAGUAGGACGUCUCAGCGUAGAGGCAGCUGCUGUAGCUCCCGCAGUGCAUCACACUCCUCCACAGACCACAGCCCCUCCAAGUCCCCCGGCAGGUAGGACUCCCAGAACCACAAAAAAAAGCCCCCCCCCCCCCCUUAGAUGCAUGCCUUCACUGUAUCACACACCCUUUAAUCAGACUCUGGUCUAUUGAUGUAACACUGAUUAAGGUUUGCAACAGCUCUGCUAGAGAUCCAUGAUUAUUAUUUGAUCAGAAUGUAGUUGAUGGUAAUUGACUCAUGACUGACUAGUUGAAGAGGUCAUGAUAGCCUAGACUAUGCUGUUGAGUCUUAAACAGCCUAUAGCUAGUAUAGUAUACUCUUGAGUCUGAGUCAUUUCAGCAGAUUGGUUCAGUACUCCUGUCUGUCUGUCCGUCUGUCCCUCCAGGCCCAACUCCAAGCUCAAGACAGACGGACACAAAGCCUGUGUGAGCCCGUCCCCGUCUCCCGGUCCUGGUGGUCCUGACGGUCCUGUCACGUGGCACAACGGGCACCACCACCAAGGCCGCGCCCGCAAUGGCAAAGCCGGCAGACUCAACCACAAUCAUGUGGCCGAUGGCGACAAAGGGCAAGAUGUAUGUAGUCUCCUCUAUCUCGCCCUACCACCUUCCCCUCCCUAACCCCCCCUACACUCAAAUGGUAACCUCCACACUGUCUCCAUCUCCUAUGAACAUGACUUCUCUUCUUUGUGUCGGUUUGUGACAUUUUCCCCUCUCUCUUUAUGUGUGUACUAUUAUAGAAUUACUCUUCUUUUAGUUAUUCCUGUUUUUGCAGGGUCGUUUUUGUUACUCAGUAUAUCUACCAACCACCUUUGUCCUCCUGUGCAAUCUUGCUGCCACUGCUUAUUUCUGGCACUACUUUGAUACUUAUACCAUCUCAACAUUCUUUUGACGUAACUGGUUAGAGGGAGGGAGGGAGGGAUGUUUGAGUCAUACGUAUGGAACGUUGAGUUUGCUGUGGCCUGAUCUGUUUGUGCUGCCUUGCCUCCUAUGGUCAUUUCCACGCCAAGACAGCACAAACAGAUCUGGGACCAGGCUAAGUUUGCUGAGGAUAAGAGAAAGAAAAAUGACUGAAUAUGAUCAAUUAAUCUCUGGCCCAAGUGAAUGUUUGCAUGGCACAUGUUAUGGACCGGUAAUAUGGAGGUUUACUAUUAGGAUGUGUCCAAAAUGACACCAUAUUCCCUACAGUGCAUUCGGAAAGUAUUCAGACCCCUUGACUUUUUCCACAUUUUGUUACGUUACGGCCUUAUUCUAAAAUGGAUUAAAUUAAUGUUUUUCCUCAUCGAUCUACACACAAUACCCCAUAAUGACAAAGCGAAAACAGGUUUUUCGAAAUGUUUUCAAAUGUAAUAAAUAUAAAAAACAGAAAUACCUUUUUUACAUAAGUAUUCAGACCCUUUGCUAUUAGACUCGAAAUUGAGCUCCGGUGCAUCCUGUAUCCAUUGAUCAUCCUUGAUGUUUCUACAACUUGAUUGGAGUCCACAUGUGGUAAAUUCAAUUGAUUGGACAUGAUUUGGAAAGGCACACACCUGUCUAUAUAAGGUCCCAAUGUUGACAGUGCAUGUCAGAGCAAAAACCAAGCCAUGAGGUCGAAGGAAUUGUCCGUAGAGCUCCGAGACAGGAUUGUCUCGAGGCACAGAUCUGGGGAAGGGUACCAAAAUAUGUCUGCAGCAUUGAAGGUCCCCAAGAACACAGUGGCCUCCAUCAUUCUUAAAUGGUAGAAGUUUGGAACCACCUAGAGCUGGCCGCCCGGCCAAACUGAGCUGUCGGGCGAAAAGGGCCUUGGUCAGGGAGGUGACGAAGAACCCAGAGUUCCUCUGUGGAGAUGGGAGAACCUUCCAAAAGGACAACCAACUCUGCAGCACUACACCAAUCAGGCCUUUAUGGUAGAGUGGCCAGACGGAAGACACUCCUCAGUAAAAGGCACAUGACAGCCCGCUUGGAGUUUACCAAAAGGCACCUAAAGGACUCUCAGACCAUGAGAAACAAGAUUCUCUGGUCUGAUGAAUGCCAAGCGUCAUGUCUGGAGGAAACCUGGCACCAUCCCUACGGUGAAGCAUGGUGGUGGCAGCAUCAUGCUGUGGGGAUGUUUUUCAGCGGCAGGGACUGGAAGACUAGUCAGGAUCGAGGGAAAGAUGAACGGAGCAAAGUACAGAGAGAUCCUUGAUGAAAACCUGCUCCAGAGCGCUCAGGACCUCAGACAGGGGUGAAGGUUCACCUUCCAACAGGACAACGACCCUAAGCACACAGCCAAGACAACGCAGGAGGGGCUUCGGGACAAGUCUCUGAAUGUCCUUGAGUGGCCCAGCCAGAGCCCGGACUUGAACCUGAUUGAACAUCUCUGGAGAGACCUGAAAAUAGCUGUGCAGCGACGCUCCCCAUCCAACCUGACAGAGCUUGAGGGGGUCUGCAGAGAGGAAUGGGAGAAACUCCCCAAAUACAGGUGUGCCAAGCUUGUAGCGUCAUACCCAAGAAGACUCAAGGCUGUAAUUUCUGCCAAAGGUGCUUCAACAAAGUACUGAGUAAAGGGUCUGAAUACUUAUGUAAAUGUGAUAUUUCCAUUUUUUUUUAUUUUAUACAUUUGCAAACAUUUCUAAAAACCUAUUUUUUUAAUAUUUUUUUUUCAUUAUGGGGUAUUGUGUGUAGUUUGAUAAGGGGAAAAAACAUUUUUAAUCAAUUUUAGAAUAAGGCUGUAACGUAACAAAAUGUGGAAAAAAGUCAAGGGGUCUGAAUACUUUCCGAUAGGGCUCUGGUCAGAAGUAGGGCACUAUGUAGGGAAUAGUGUGCCAUUUGGGACAGAGCGUCAGACACCCUGGGUUUGCUUAUGGGCUGGAAACUCUUUGGUUUUUGUUAGGCAGCCAGCUCCUGCAGUGAUGAAAUGGUGAGAGCUCACUUCUGAAUCAGUUUAGCCAGGGAAAGGAAACAAUUAAUACUUUAUAAGUUUGUUUUUGCUACAGCUCCCUCAAAUGUAAUAAAAUAUGAAACAGGAGGAGGCUUAUGUAAAAAGUACUUAUUAAUAGUUAUCAUGAAGGCCCUGUUAAAUGUUUUUGAUAUGCUGUAGAGUUUACUACAUUUUGAAAAUGUUAGUCAAGAGUUGUCAUUUGAUCAUGCUGAUGGUAAUGCAUGAUACCAGCCAUCAAUACAACCAUCUGUAGCUGACUGAUCUAACAAUCAAAGAUGGAUGUAAUAAUUUAGGUCUCAACGAUGCUAUUUUUACAUCUGAACUCAACCAGUUCUAUCUUAUAUUGUCAUAUGAGAAUGAUGUUAACUGGUUUGGCCUGUGAGAUUGUGUGGUGAUUUGAACUGAGCCUAAUUUAUCCAAUUUCCAAUGCUUCUAGUUUCUACACGUGAUUGGUUUCAAUUUGGUUACACAUUCAACUCUAGUGCCACCAAAUGCCUCAGUACAGUCACUAAAGGAGGCUAUAACAUGGAUGUAAUUGCUCAGAACUGAAUGAGCGACAGAGAAGUCAUUGCUGCACUGGUACAGUAGCAAGAAUGAUAGGGGUAUAAAAAGUGAAUGUAUAAUUGCUAGGUAUUUAUCACUGAAGCUAACCAGACAUGUUGUCUAGAUUACUCAGAAUUGAUUUUGUCUUCUGUCAUUCUUAUUCCUCCCUAACUGUCUCAUUUGGAACUGUUUCCAUGCUUUGGCUCCUUUGAAAACGGUAACCCCUCCUAACCUGCUUUAUUUUGAUCUAUCUGUGAAACAACCUCAAAGAACGACAGACUGACUAUACUGUUAUGUUUUAAAUCACUAUCUGUCAAUCAUCACCCUAAUCUCCCUACUAUAGAUGGAUCCUUAGAACUGAGGUAGCAUUUUGCGUUUGAAUCUAACUGAAUCUAACUACAAGUGUGCUCUGCUAACAAAACAACAGACAUCAUUUAGACCAAAGGCGAUAGCCAUUACUGUUUCACUUUCACUGCUGACUAAGCAACUAAAUGAGGUGUAGAACAGCCUCCGAAAACAUUCUGUCUAGAGUAAUGAAUUACAGAUGAUGCUAUCUCCUUCGAUUUCCUUUCCUCCUCGAGCUUGCAUGUGUUUAUGAGAAAGAUCUCACCUGCUCUAUUUGUCUGUCUAUCUGUCUGUAUGUGUCUGUCUGUCUGUCUGUCUGUCUGUCUGUCUGUCUGUCUGUCUGUCUGUCUGUCUGUCUGUCUCUCUCUCUCUCUCUCUCUCUCUCGCUCUCUCUCACUGCUUGUAUUCAUUUAUGACUGUUUUAUUUUCUGCUUUUUAUCGAUUUGAGUAGUAUUUACCUCAUGAAAUCAAUGCCCAAUGCUCCUUUUCUGUCGUUUAUGUAAAAAGCACUCAUAUGCUUUGGAACUGGACCAAGUAGGUUAACUGGGUAUGUGUACUAUUAGUUCUUCUUGUCAAUACAGUCUUUAUAAAGCACAAUGUUUUGCUCAGUGAUAGUUAGCCCCUUCCUUCAGAAGUCUGAGAGAGCUCCCAGACAUCAGGUGUACAACAACCCCUUCUCUCUCUCUCUGUAUUCUCUCUAUUUUCUCUAUUCACUUCCUGUUUACUACUUCCUGUUUACUGUAUCAUGUGACCUGCAUGUUGUCUCUAGGUGGCAGUAUCACUUCUGUCAGACUGUCCCUGAUGUUGAUAUACAGUAUAUUCUGUAUCUCUAUGUGUUCCAAGUCACUGGGGAUUGGCAAGGGGAGUCUCAUGCGCCAUUGUUGCAUAAUGACGCUCAGUGUUUGGAGAUUUGAGCCAAUCGGUUGUGUUGCGGUGAAUGUAAAAUUGCUAGGUGUUUAUCACUGAAGCUCAAAUCUGUCAACCUUUUGACAAUUCAUCCUAUACCAUCAGCCUUAAACAGGUUUUUGGUUCACGAGACCUCUCCUGUCAAUCUCCACAUACAGGGGAAUUAUUGUGUCUCUCCCUUGCUGAAAAUUCAUCAGUGCUCAGACUCCUUGUGUAUUUGGGAGGUUGCUCGCUCAAUAUUGUUCAUUUUGGAUACCGAACCUUUCUGGGAGAUCAUAGAUCCAACAGAAGCUAGAUAAUACUGUAGUAUCUCUAUGGUUAGCACAUAUGCAGCAGCAACUUGGUUCUUUUCUGUCUCUUCUGUUUCUACAUCUCAGUUUGUCCUUCUGAUUCUGUCUGUAGUUUUCUUGUUCCAGGGUAAAUGGAUAUCUGCUAACAUACAAAAAACAGUGAUACAAAUCUUGAAACUAAAUAGGACCACACACAACAUUUAGUAACAUUGGUAUUUUAAAGGGACCCAAGCCAUUUUGAAUGCGAGUGCCGUAUUUAAUUUCCCCUUUGUAUUGAUAUUGAUAUUGAUAUGUUCAGUACCACCCUCCCCAAGGCUCACUGUACUGUUCGUUUUACAAGGCUUUAAAUUCACCAAGAAUCACCCUUUUAUUCUGACUCAAUAACAAUCGCCUUGUACUAACAUGGGGCACUGUAACAACCCUGGUGCAUUGCUGAGCCCAAAAGGAAUAUGUAAGAAGUGAAAGAGGCCACAAUGUGCUUUCUGAGACGGUUUUGAUAGCUUUCGUAAACCGCAAUGGGUAUUGUUCUCUUGUUGAAGAAUAUAUUUUCCAAAAUGUGACUGGGGUCCCUUUUAAAUGUGCUGACUCUACUAGUUGUCCAGUCUAGCGGUGACUGCCCAGCCCUCAGCUUCCCUCCUUCCGACACUCCUCCCCUCUAUCUGUCCAUCCGUGUUGUGUGUGACACCAUCUUUCUUGCCCUCUGUUGUCCUGACAUGCUCAUCUCCCUUCUUCAAUUGUCUGUCAUAUGCCAGCUUUGCAUGCCCUUCCUUCUCUCCAUCCAUCCCUCCUUCCUUCCUUUCCUCUAGCAAUUCUAUCUUAACAAUGGAUUUCAUUUUGUUUCAUGAAUCACUCUAUUCACUUACCCAACCUUUACCCACCUCUCCCUUUUGAUGGAACCAUGGCUGCAUUUGAACAAGCGAAAAAGACAGCAAAUCAUUGUAGUUUUUAGAUUCAUUUUUUAACCUUUAGUUUGAUUUUGAUUUUAAGUGUUGGUUUUGUUUGUCCAUUUUCUUUUGUUUUUUUGUUGGCUUGUUUACCUUCUCCUUCUUAGUCUCUGGAAGAAGUUGGUAGCGUUGAUACUAAAAGAGGUUCAUUGUCUUUUUCCCAUUUCGCUGCGGAGAACAUUCCUUUUUUUCUUUUUUUCUUUCUUUCUUUUUUCUUCCUUUUCUUUUUUUGUUGAUAUUGCAUACGUGUCACUGAUUGAAAUGGAAGGUAGGUAACGCUCUGCCUUGGCACGUGGUCUUUCUUUAUGCAGAUAUGAGAAUGUCAGAAGCCUCUAGCUUGAUGUCAAUGUUUCCUUGUCUCCCUUUCUAUGAUUUAACCACCAGGGAACUUUAUCUUCAGUUAUACUUUGCUGUUAAGAUUUGGAUUAGAGUUGAUCGUUUUUUCCUCUAACCUUCUCAAACGUUCAUACUGAAUUCAGUCCAAUAUCCCGCCCAAUCAAUAUAUAUAUCAAGCAGGCCCAUUUCUUUGUCCUCUUCUUUCUGUUUUGGUAGAAUGCAUUUAUUCCUGUUUGUCCAGCAUCUCUCUGUUCACUUGGUGAAAUAGUUACAUUCGUCUUAUGAUUUGAUCAUAUUUAUUUCCUCGAUGGCUGUUUCUAACAACUGUCAUCAUCUGCGUCAGUGGUUGUGUUUUCUUAUUUCUACAGCUUAGUCCUUUGUUUGUUUUGUGGAGAAGGGUUGAAUAUUUCUGUUGAUUUCAAUGAAGAGUCCCUGUUUUAGUCGUAAUUCAACGGUCAGCGUUUACAGGAGAGAAGGUUAAUGCAUGCAAGAGAACUCGCUGUGUUUUGAUAUUUACCUGCUUUGACAUUUGACCUGCCUUUAUAUCCCGGAGACACAACUGCUCCACACAAAUAUCUGCACUCACAAUACUUUGUGAAACCCCUUGCCCUGUGUACACUGCUAUUACAGAAUAUGCCUGCAUCCUAGUUCAAUGUCCUCAGCAUACCUUAUCUCUCAACAUCGACCACUUGCUUAAAAGCCUCCUACUGAAGUUGGUCUACCAAACACAUUUGUGUUUAUAAUGAUACUGUAGUUUUAAGAAUCCCAUCAAUAAAUGUCUAGAAGUACACAAUAUUUUCAGAGGUUCUGUUCUCGCAGAGGACUGUUGCUUUUGCUACAGUUAAAUUGAAUAGUACAGAUUUUUUCAUAUUAAUGGAUAUUAUUAAAACAGAGAACUAAAACAGAUCUCGACAGAGCCAAUUAAAAUGUCAUAUGCCCGAGGCUUAAAGGGGAAGCGCAACCCCACACUGACAAGGAAUGCCUUGGUUUGAACAAACUGUAACCUAAAAUACAGUACCUGGGGGUUGAACUCCUAAACGUAACUCUCUGGAAGCCCUAAACUUAAAGGUAGACUCAGCGAGAUGACAUUGCCAGGAGCAGCACCGCAGAUAUUGAGAUGAGCGAGAUGCAAGACUUUGCUCUCACACAGUCACACACAGUAUCUGCGCCUGUGCACGGGUUCGCUUCACGCCGUUCACAGCGUGGUCGCCAGGGCACCAAAACCGCAGAGAAGUUGAGCCUCUCGCUUCAACGCUCUUAGUUGUUGCAGAAAUUGACCCACUAUGCUGUUUACUUUCUGCAUCUCUGUCAUAUCGCUGAGUCUACUUUAAACGCAAUGGUCAUUCACACAGACUGUCUGCCCUGCCGUCUGGUGGAGUGGGCUGGGCAGGAGAAGGAAUGAUCUGGAAGAUGUAGCUACUCUCGGUGUGUACAUUGUGUUCCCUGAACAUUGAGAAACAUCGAGAAAAAUCCUCACAUCGGUUCCCUGAACAUUGUGGUGUGUUCUUUCCUCUUUUCUUCUUGAUUUAAUUUCAGUUGAUUUCCAUGCAUUGUCUCAUGCCUCACUCUGCCAGGGAAGGGUUUUGUGUCUUUUUCUCUUGCAUUUUGUGAAAUCUAAUGAUGCACUUAUGUUGCCCCACUUUUCCCUUUUCUUCAUACCUUACCUACUAAAGGAGGGAAUGCCACUUUAUUGGUAAGUGGAUGUUAACCAAAAGGGAGUUAAACAAGAGUAACGAUUUUUUUUUUAAACAACAGAAAAAAAUAAAAUGGGUCGCUGUUCACAUCUCAGCAAGUGUCUACUACAGGGAAAAAAAAAUCCACAAAGAGAAAAUUAUUGAGUAGCAGACGAUUUGUUUUUCUGAUUCGAUUUGACUCUAUAAUUGUUCCUUGACUAUUUUAUUUUGUUCCUUCCAUUUCUGUGAUGUUCUGUCAAGUUGUCUACUCUUUUUUUUUCACAUUUGUUUUUGAACCAUUACUAAAACUUGAAGAAGUCCUCCUUUUCUACUCUACAAAGUCUGUAGCUCUGUACUCUCUUCUCUCUCUGCUCUUUAACUUCAUUUGGGACAUAAUAAACACAAAAAAAUCCCUUUUCUCUUCUAGUUCUUUUUGUUUCUUUUCGGAAUUUAUGAUUUCUUCGACUCAUUAUAGUUUUGCAUGCCAAGUAUUGCAUGCGCUGCACCAUAGAGGACUGUCUAUAAGCCAUAUCGAGAAAAAACCUAGAUAUUUUCUUUUAGAUGUUGACCCUCUUUUGCCAAGUACACCGUAGCGCUCAAACACUCCACUGUGACAAACUCUAAGGCCUUUUUUCUAUUUUUUCCCCUUUUUUUUCUUUUUCUUUUGUUGGUUGUCAUUUCUCUACAGAAGCUGAGAAUGCUGACUGCUGCUACUCCGGGCGAGCAGUCGACCAUGAUGCUGCCUCAGCUGAGAGGAGGAGAGCACAAGACCCACGAUGCCCUUUACAGGACCCCAGGAGGAGGUACUGCAACUCAGGCUGGAGAGGCCCUACAUGGAGAGGGAAGGCAGACGAUGGGGUCGUCGGGCAGACGGGGAGGUCACAGUAGUCACAGAGCUCAUGGGAAGAGCUCCCAUUCGCCGGCUCACAGCAGUGACUCCGCCCACUCUCAACGUAACCUGCAUCCUCACAGAGGGAAAAGCUCUCACCGGAAGAAGUAAGCAGAGAGAUUCGACCACCCAUACUGACAUAAUCUUUACAUGUCCUGUCCUUGGCAGGUGUUGUCUUCAAUCAAUUAAAUCAAAUAUAUUUAUAAAGCCCGUUUUACAUCAGCAGUUGUCACAGUGCUUAUACAGAAAUCAAGCCUAAAACCCCAGUGAGCAAGCAAUGCAUAUGUAGAAGCACGGUGGUUAGGAAAAACUCCCUAGAAAGGCAGGAACCUAGGAAGAAACCUAGAGAGGAACUAGGCUCUGGGGGGGUGGCCAGUCCUCUUCUGGCUGUGCCGGGUGAAGAUUAUAAGAGUACAUGGCCAUUAAGGCCAGAUUGUUCUUCAAGAUGUUCAAACGACCAGCAGGGUCAAAUACUAAUCACAGUGGUCCGGGACAAGGUUGUCUCCCCUUCUUUUAUGUUCACUGUGUUUGGUGCUUGGUCUGCUGUCCAGGGCACAGUCCCACGCACUUCACUUUUCACUCUUAUUCUCCUGGCUUGUGCUAUGCUAAGAUUAGCUAAGUAGAAUGAAAACAGGUUGAUCGCUUUGAGAACUAAACAACCUGUUAGGUGAUCUUCUAAUGUGGCACAUGUCACAAAAAAAUGAAUGAUGCACUUAUUUGCCUCACUUUCCCAUUUCUUCAUACCUUGCCUACUAAAGGUAUCCAACAAUCUUGACCCCCAUCCUUCCUCUGUUACCAAUAAUCAAUCGAUACUAAUUUAUCCAUCUACCUCAAGGACUAAAGGGUGCCACUCGUCCAAGCGGCAUCACCAUGGGGUUCGGGGACAGGCCCAUCACCAGAGCCAGUCUGCCUCUCCAGGGCGGCACCGCCACACGUCUGCGUCAAGCAGGAAGAAGAGUGAGUCUCGGGGGCGCGGUGGCGUGGGGGUCCGGCAGCGUAGCAGCUCCUGGAGCUCCGGAAGCUCUUCAUCACGCUCCGUCUCCAGAGAGAGAGGCCCCAGCAAGGCCAAGUCCCCCCACCCCCACGCCAGACAGAACAACUCCAGGUGACCGCUUACAGAAGGGUUACUUAUUGGUCUAUGAAUGAUAGUUAACCUACCACCAAGAGGGGCUACUGGCUUUCCUGCAUACCUGACCCAGAAGGCCAGAUUACACUCUUGGUUUUGGAUUAACUAGAAACUUUUGCAACUUUGUUCUUGUUACCCAGUGAUUUAUUUAGACACGAACAUUACUUUUCUCAUAUAUUCAUUUUUUCUGUCCAGUACAUGACAAUUUGAUGCGCAUAUUUUCCUUUCUCCACUAGGGAGAGAGACAGCCCUCACCACUCUGAUGCUGACCGUGCUCGCCGUCGCUCCAGGAGCUAUUCUCCCAUCAGGAAAAGGAGACGAGACUCUCCCAGCUUCAUGGAGGCUCGCAGGAUCACCAGGUAA